AAUAGAGGAAUCGCGCGCCCGAUAUCGCCUUGAAUACAAGUGCUCAGAUCGUCGUCUUCCUGAUCCCAUGGCACCAUCGCUUCAGGGCCCAUGCCAACGCGAACCAGCUUGACUCGCCCUUCACUUCGCAUCACCAAAUCUUCAUUCGGCCACCUUAAAACGCCCGGCGUAUUCAUCCCAACGCCAAGUUCUAAAAUCACCACAUUCUUCUUUUCUCUUAGGACCCGAGACUUCCAUGCUUUCCAUUUAGCUUCGCCUUUUUGGAAAGGCGCUUGAUUGAACCAUGAACCCGCUCGGACGCAGAUACUCAUUUUCGAACCGCAGAACCUGCACAACGGAAUCUUGCUCGAGUCUAACAGCUUUUGCGUCUUGUCAAUGUAAGGCAUUGCAUCAGCUACAAGAGGAGCAGAUGGCACGACAGCGUCAACUCUGCAGUUAUUCAGACACUGCAAAUAGCCAUACGAGCCCUGCGGCGUGGAAAGUUGCUCUUUCGGCCAGCCAUUUGCAAGAAACAGCCCAUCGGCAUUUGACGUCCGCACAAACGCGUCUUGCCCAAAACUCUUCAGCCAUGGGAUCAGAGCCUGAAAUACCCCCAGCGAUGCUCCUCGGAAGGCCAGCCGUUAAAGCCAAAGACACUGUAUAAUGACGUCAAACCAAGCUUGAGACAGCCCGGGAAGUUCUUCUUGAAGAGGUCCCGAGAAUGGUAGUCCAAGCCUUCCGCAGCUGAUAGACCUGCGCCGGCUGUGACGAGGACAGUGUCUGCUGAAGCGAGCCAGUGUCGCGCCAAGCUGAGAGAAUUCUGUGGCAGGCUCUUGGUAAGUGAGAGCGGUUUUGUCGGCGAAGUCCCAAGAAGUUUUGAGUAAAUCUCAGUGUCUGAUUCGGUGAAUGUGUUGAAGAUAACGUCUGUAAUCGUCGUUGACGGAUGCUUCUGAAGCCAGGAUGUGACGGUUGACACUGCAAUCUCAGCUGCCUCAUCUGCCGGAAAUGCAAACAAACCGGUCGAGAUGCAGCACAGAGCGACUGACUUGCUACCAUCCUCCUCAGAUGGCAAAAGUUCUAAAGCUUCAAGAAUCGACUCAUAGCACUUCGCCAGUUGCCUCCUCUCAGUUUCACUAGGUGAAGCACCUCUCUUGAGCUGCGGUCCAACGGUAUGCAUCACUGAAGAAGCGAAGAGCGCAUGACCUCCAGUGACAAGUACAUCUCCAGGCUCAAGCUCCUUUCCUCUGACUUGCAUCCGCUGAAAGCACUCUUCACGUAGUCGUGGUCCUGCCUCAGCAUGGAUGAUGUUGUCGAUACAUCGGUGAGUUGGUUGAAAGCAUCCCAGGCCCUGGCUGUUGGCGGCGUUAGUGAUAGCUGUGACACCCGUCAAGGUCGAGAUGUCGCCUCUCCAGAGAUGAAUCCUAGUUGCCCCAUGGCCACCAUGUUCGAUCAAGCGCGACGGCGAGAGUGAGGAGACUGGAGUAAGUAUCUUGUGCUGAUGAAGCUGUGCGAGGAUGGUGUCGAUGUCUUGAAGGAGGUCUUCGGGUAGGAGUGGCAAAGGCGGUCGCACGCAUAGACAUUCCCGAAGCAGAGCUAUCUUUGAUGCUGUUUCGAGAUGGCUUAAGUGACUUUUGUAAUGCUGCAAGUUCUCAUCGUUUGCAAAAAAACAUGAUCCAUUCUCUGUAACAUCAUCUAUGAGACGUGUAAGAGUUGUGUCCAAGACAGAGGCGGUUCCUGUGCGGGUUGUUCUCAUGAUGAUCUUGUUUGACGGCGGCUGGUUUACACUUCUGUUAGAUGCAAGUGGGGAAUAAUUGGGUAUCUGGCCGUUUAUAUAGUGUGAUAACCAUAUGACGGUAAAGGAAUAAUCAGCAUUGACAAAUUUGAUCGUUUGACGAGGUUUGCUUUAUCCCACUCGGGUAAUGUGGGAUACCCGAGUGGGAUAGACUGUGUUGAGAGGUGAGACCGAGCCCCCUACCCUAUUCGCACCACUGGGAGGGAUGAGAAAAGGCCCUUUGACCGCAAAUAGGCUUGCUGAGAAAUAUCUAGCCUAAACUAUGACCAUAGUGAUCUCGAAUUCCCUGAUGAAAUCGUCCAAUGAUCACUGGGCAUGCUCCGUCUUCAAGAGCGUCGAGUCAAUAUUCCCUGAAAAGACAGGACAACAGCUUCUCUUUUUUAAAGCAUCACCUUGUCUGCUAAACUGGCGUCCUCUGGAUGAUGCAUAGCUAGACCAUAAGUCACUCACCACAGUCCGCUAAUUCGUAUCUGUCUUUUAAUAACGCAUAUAAUCUUCGUGGAAGAGCAUCGCGUGUAAGAGUUUGAUUCGUUGGCCGUUGGCCUUGACUCGACGCUCGAUCAAGUAUCGCAGGCGUUGUGAGUCAUGGAUGGCUGCGCCCAUUCUGCUCGAUUGAUGUUCGGAGAGGCGACAAGACAUGAAUAUUAAGGAAAAAGUCUCAGGGAAAGGCAGUUAAUAAAGUACCUGGACAGUCCAGUAUAAAAGCCUCCUCGGAGGGUUUCUACUUUUCAGUCCAGAACAGGGAACUUAGCGGGGGCUAUGCUUAUUGUGGACUGACAUUUGAGAGCGGUGCAACCUUGUUAGCUACCAUCUUAACCCCUCCAGGUUAAGUGUCAUUGUCCGGCUCGGAAUGAUGAGUUAACGGGUAGUUGCUCCUCCGAUUUCCAAGCAUGGUUGGUGUGUUACUGCUAUGUAUUUAAACCGAAAGCGAUAAUCCAGCCGAAAUAUAUAAAUCUGCAAACCCGUCACAAUAUACCAAUGGUGCCAUCUCAAACUCCUGCUUCAACUAUUCGAUCCGCCGCCAUGUCAUCUCCUCCCAAGGUCGCACCCACCGAGCACUUUAACAAGGUUGCAGAAAAGUACGAGGCCAUUACUGGUGGAGCUACCCGCGAACUCGCACAUCAUGCCAUCUCCUCCAUCGCGGCCCUGAAGCCGCUGACGUCCGAGUCCAAGAUUCUCGACAACGCUUGCGGCACUGGCAUCGUCACUGAUAUCAUCCUCAAGUCCGGGAUACAGCCUGAGAUUCACGCCGUCGAUGUCGCGGAGAACAUGAUCAACAUCGCUAGGAAUCGGUUCUCCUCGCAUCCGAGCGUCCACACGGCCGUUAUGAGCGGCGAGGAACUCGCUUUUCCUGACGAUGCCUUCACCCACUCUAUUACGAAUCUCGGUCUCAUGUACUUUACCGACGCGGGCAAAGGUGCCAGAGAGAUAGCCCGUACACUUAAGCCUGAUGGAGUGGCCGUCGUCACCGGAUGGACUGUGAUGAGACAAUUCGAGAUUAUUCAGGAGGUCCAGGCGCAGAUCCGCCCGGACGAUACGCCAUUCAAACCGCCAGUUCCAGAUAUCUGGCUCAACCCUGAGCAUACCAAAGCCGUGCUAUCAAGUGCCGGACUCGACGUGACCAGCACUCCCAUUGACGUGCAUCUGGGCGGCGAGACGGCCGACGAAGUCGCUGAUCUUCUAUUUCAUGGCUUCGGUUCGAAUGUAUUUCCUUCAUGGAGCGUGGAGGAACAGGAGAAGGGCGCUGAGAUAAUGAGGAAGAUUGUGCGGGAGCGGGUCGUUCCGUUCACUAGACCCUCAGGGCCUGGUGUCGGUAUCAAGGCAUCAGGAACUAUCUUUGUUGCGCGUAAGGGAUCUGGCCAUGUGCCAGCUUCAUAAGUCUAUCCCUAAUUAGAACUGUUUCUACCUAAGAUCACUACAACUUGAAUUAAAAGUUCGUGCAACAUAUCACAAACCUGGCCGGUAUCUGUAUCAAUAUGCAAUGCCCAGCGACCCAACUAGGCUUCAGAAGAUAUGAUCUCUGCUUGACGCAGGUUUCAUGGUCAAUCCAACAGACCCGGAAACUCCUCGUUAAUCCUAAUCCCUAACCGUCACCCAAACCCUCUCAUUCCUCGUCCGCCAUGGUCAAACCUCCAGACAUUGUGCCAUAGCUUCUCUCCUUCUGUUCAGGUUUAUUAGGAGAUGAGACAUACGCCAGGGCCAGAAUGCUUGCACGAAGCUGAUAUGAAAACAAAUCUUACAACGGCUGUCUAUUUCACUUGAGUAGAAAUGGUAACAUGGGAACAGACCAACAAAAUACACUCAGUGCGCUAGCCAACCUGAUGAGUAAGAAAUUAACUGACAUUCUGAUCUCGUUGGAUAUUCAGGUAUGGGUGGGGGGGGUUUAUUAUUAAAUUUAGACUGUACUUCAGACACGUAGAAAGCCCAAACAAGCAAAAUAACAAUUAUGCCACUUUAUACAAAGCUACAAUACACUAUACUCAAUCUACUUAAGUC
Fusarium verticillioides 7600 is the source of this 4267-nucleotide messenger RNA. RefSeq lists its product as hypothetical. Lineage: Eukaryota; Fungi; Ascomycota; Sordariomycetes; Hypocreales; Nectriaceae. Gene Ontology annotation, molecular function: methyltransferase activity. The transcript is spliced from 2 exons. The coding region runs from base 2750 to 3649 and encodes 299 amino acids. The record is from RefSeq and is a predicted model, not a curated record.